UUUCAUCAGCUCCUCUUCCGCUGCUCCACAUGCACCAAACUGUCUACAGCAGGGACACGUAAACCUUUUGUUAGCUGUGUAAAACAGUGUACUUAUAUUGAGUUUGUUAUUUUAGUUUGUAGCUGUUAGCUACAUACAUUUCCCCCCCUAACAUGCUUCUUUUUUGUCCAACCUGCGGAAAUGUUUUAAUUGUCGAGGAAGGACAAAAGUGCAUGAGAUUCGCCUGCAACACCUGUCCGUAUGUACACAACAUCACAAGAAAGGUAAAUAACAGGAAGUACCCCAAGUUGAAAGAGGUGGAUGAUGUUCUUGGUGGCGCUGCAGCUUGGGAAAAUGUGGACUCAACUGCUGAAACUUGUCCCAAGUGUGGACAUCUUCGGGCGUAUUUCAUGCAGAUUCAGACCAGAUCAGCUGAUGAACCAAUGACUACUUUCUACAAAUGCUGCAAUAUCCAGUGUGGACACAGAUGGAGAGACUGAAACCUUUGCACUUUGAACAUGUUGAUGUAUUUAAUGCUUAUGUGGCAUAGAAUACUUUUCCUCAUUUCUUGCCCCUCAUUUUUGAGCCAAUAUUUAUUGCCAACUGGCUCUUGUAGUUAUGGAAAUUCUUCAGACUUCCAGUUUGUGCAGUUUCUGUGUGUAGGUUCAGCUGAAGAAACUAAUUUUCUUUUUGUCUUUGCAGAUUAUAUUUACAUACAGUAUUCACUUUCCAGAUAUUAAAGUUUCAAGGAAAAAUCA
Messenger RNA from Siniperca chuatsi (mandarin fish), 737 nucleotides. It is a transcript of the gene polr3k, whose product is annotated as polymerase (RNA) III (DNA directed) polypeptide K. Lineage: Eukaryota; Metazoa; Chordata; Actinopteri; Centrarchiformes; Sinipercidae. Gene Ontology annotation, molecular function: nucleic acid binding; zinc ion binding; DNA-directed RNA polymerase activity. Gene Ontology annotation, biological process: termination of RNA polymerase III transcription; DNA-templated transcription. The record is from RefSeq and is a predicted model, not a curated record. Gene Ontology annotation, cellular component: RNA polymerase III complex. The coding region runs from base 153 to 479 and encodes 108 amino acids. The transcript has 3 exons.